Aspergillus caelatus is the source of this 1135-nucleotide messenger RNA. RefSeq names its product ribonuclease H-like domain-containing protein. Gene Ontology annotation, biological process: nucleobase-containing compound metabolic process. NCBI's taxonomy places the organism in Eukaryota, Fungi, Ascomycota, Eurotiomycetes, Eurotiales, Aspergillaceae. The transcript is spliced from 3 exons. The coding region runs from base 1 to 735 and encodes 244 amino acids. Gene Ontology annotation, molecular function: nucleic acid binding; 3'-5' exonuclease activity. The record is from RefSeq and is a predicted model, not a curated record.
AUGGCGCACAGAGCCGACAUAUCUGAGAUUACAAGUUCUCUCGCGAGGACAACGCUUCAAGCAAACCAACCAUAUGUCUUUCUCAACACCGCUAUCAGUAUAGCUGAUGUUAUUGAAGAACUGUUCGAGUUACCGGCAGAUCCCCCAUCGUUAUAUCUUGACCUUGAAGGUACCAACCUCUCGCGGUAUAGAAGCAUCUCGAUACUUCAGAUUUUUGUUCUGCCCCACAACAGGACCUAUCUGAUUGAUAUUCAUACACUGAAGGAGAAUGCCUUUGCGAAAGCAGCAAGCAAUGGUCAGACUCUUAAAAACCUUUUGGAAACGAAAUCUGUUCCAAAAGUCUUCUUUGACGUUCGCAAUGACUCUGAUGCCCUCUACAAUUGCUUUAGAAUUACGCUUGCUGGUGUGCAAGACCUUCAACUGAUGGAGCUUACGACACGUAAUUUUUCGAAAAAAUAUAAGCUUGGAAAAGAAAAAGGACUGAAGCUGUUUACUCCAGAACGUGGAGGUAGCUAUGAGGUAUUCAAUGUUCGCCCCCUUGCUCUGGAUAUCAUGCAGUACUGUGUACAAGAUGUCCAAUUUCUACCCAGGUUGUGGCAGAAGUACAAUCGAAAAUUGAGCCAGUGGGCAGAAAAGGUCCAAGCAGAAGCCAAUGCCAGGAUCCUGGCUUCCAGAUCAGCUAGUUACAAUGGCAAAGGGAGACACAUGGCUCUGGCACCUCGGGGUUGGCACUAGAGCGUCGAGAAUGUUCAAUUAUUGGAUAUCGAAGCACAGCAGAUCUAACGGGGGUUGGAAAUAUUUCUCUUAUGUCCGACGGGUUUUAUACAGAAUGGACAAUAUAUAGCAGAGCCUUUAUACUGAAAUCUUCUGAAAACAUCAGUAGUUGCAUCUAGCAUCCUCAAGCUAGAAUCUUGAUAGUGUUGUGGGUUGGAUAUCCCAGGCCAUGUUCUGAAUGGAUAUCCGCGCUCGGGUCGCGCUGGCUUGUGUCGUUCACAUACUCCACAUGGUGUUUAAAGCCCCGCUCGAGAUGGUACAAACAAACAGCUUGCACUUUAAUUCUGUCUUUCCAUUCGGGACAUCUAUGCUAGCUUAAUGACAUAAACUAGUACGGCUUAGAUUAACUGGCAGCAUUUCG